UAACUUACCUCACAGGAAACCAGACACUAUUGGCUAACUUUGCAAAUAAAGAUACUCUCAGAGAGAGGGAGAGGGAAAUGCGCUGGGACAGCGUCUGCGUGGGACAGGGUGACUGAUUGGUACGUCCAGAGGAUCCUUUCCCAAGCCCAGCCCAGGCCCUCACCAUGCCUACCCCCGUCCAUGAAUCAAUUUCAGAAGACUUUCAGUAUUAUGAGGGUGCGGAAGCCUGUCACAUGGAGGACAUCAUGGCCUUUGGGACCACCUUCCUGCCCAUAGUGUACUCCCUUGUUUUUGCCUUUGGCCUGGUGGGAAAUUUGCUGGUGGUGUUCGCCCUCACCCACAGCCAGAAACCCAAGAGUAUCACUGACAUCUACCUCCUGAACCUGGCCUUGUCGGAUCUGCUCUUUGUCACCACCUUGCCCUUCUGGAUUCACUAUAAGAUAUGGGAAGAAGGCUUUCACAACUCUACAUGCAAACUCACCACCGCCUUCUUCUUCAUCGGCUUUUUUGGAGGCAUAUUCUUCAUCACCAUCAUCAGUAUCGACCGGUACCGGGCCAUUGUCCUAGCCGCCAACUCCAUGAACAACCGGACUGUGCAGAAUGGUGUCACCAUCAGCCUAGGUGUCUGGGCAGCAGCCAUCCUGGUGGCAGCACCCCAGUUCAUGUUCACAAAGCUUACAGAAAACGAAUGCUUUGGGGACUACCCUGAGAUCUUGCAGGACAUCUGGCCUGUGCUCCGCAACGUGGAAGCUAAUGUUCUUGGUUUCUUGUUCCCCCUGCUCAUUAUGAGUUACUGUUACUUCCGAAUCAUGAUGACACUGUUUUCUUGCAAGAACAACAAGAAAGCUAAAGCCAUUAAACUGAUCUUUCUGGUGGUCAUCGUGUUUUUCCUCUUCUGGACACCUUACAACAUUACGGUGUUCUUAGAGACACUCAGUCUCUGCAACUUCUUUCCCGAUUGUGACAAGAAGAGGGAUCUGAAAUUGGCCCUCAUUGUGACCGAGACAAUUGCAUUUAUCCAUUGUUGUCUCAAUCCCCUUAUCUAUGCGUUUGCUGGGGAGAAGUUCAGAAGAUAUCUCUACCACCUGUACAGGAAGUGCCUGGCUGUCCUGUGUGGUGGUUCCAUGCAUGCCAGUUUCUCCUCUUCUGAGUCACAAAGGAGCAGGAAGGGAAGUGUCCUGAGUAGCAAUUUCACUCACUUCACCAGUGAUGGAGAUGCAUCCGUGAAUCUCUGAAGAGAUCUCCAAAGCCUUGUCCCUACAGACAGCCUGGAGCUCCUGAGUCUGUCACUGAAAAAUGAGGACAAUUUCUUUGUUUCUUCUGCACAAGAAAUGAUGGGCCCAAUGGCAAACAAACAAACAAACCCUAAGGUGUUUUUGAGAACUGAGCUCAAAAUUUGAAUGAUAAAGGAUAGGCAUGUCUCUUACUGCAAAAGUCAGGACUUUUUUGUUUACAAAUGACAGAAGCGUGACUCAGACUAGCUUAGCUAAAAAGGAGGUGGUAUUGUAUACUGUGGCACUUGCAAGGGGGUGGCUGAGCCCUCUGUGUGCCCAGAAACCAGGGUUUGAAUUUAGCCAGAAUUUCCUCUCUCUGACUCUCAAAUAUGAGUGGUGACAGAACUCCCAGACACACAAAGCACAGCUUUGUCAUCAGAAAGGGACCGAGACCCAUUCCUCCCUCUCUGGUCUCUAGGUCAAAAUUCCCAGGGAAGGGCUCUGAUUGGCCAAGUGUGUAUCAGAUGCCCAUCUUUGGAUCUGGUGGUGGUAUCCACAGGAUAGAUCAGAUGCAGUUUUCUUUCCAAUCUCAUAGCUAGAGAUUCAGGGAGACAUAUUUCCAAGAAGCUAGAGAGGUGAGUGCUGUUUUGAUCACUCAGAACAAGAGCUGCCCACCAACCUUAUUAUGUGUCUGGCCCAGUCUCCCCUCCAAUCAUGCCAGUCAGCACACACCACUACCCUCCUCUUCAAUAAACCCCUUCUCUCAUGUCCCCAAACCUACAAAGUUUCCCUAUUACCAACUGUCUCAAGUCCAAACUCAAGUCCUUGGCCUCUGAGACCCUCCAUCAUGUGGUCUACCAAGAGAUUCCCCAUUGUCUCCCCUUUUCAAAGGACUCCACUCACCUUGUCACCCAGAUUUCUUCCAUCUGGCUUCAUAUAUCUCUACCUGAUUUUGGGCCCAAGGGGAAAAAUAGAAAGAACCCUGGUCCAAACAGAGAAGGGUUUCCCAUCCCAACUCUCUAUCUUUUGCCCACUGGGUAGCCUAUGGUCAACUGAGCUUCAGUUUCCUCAUCUACAGAAUGGAAAUAAUGGUAGUUUUCACAUUGGUAGCAUCAUUUCCAGCAUGAAGAACAAGCCACCAAUGGUUGUAGGUCCCAACACUCUUAUCUGGUUCCCAAACUACAGCUUGCUCCCCACCUGGCUUCAUGCUUAAGCGAUGGUGUUGGCAGAGCCUGAAGGAAUCUACAGGUCUGCUGCAUGCUGUACCAGACACAGAGAAGGCUGGUUCCUAGAGUGGCACUCAGGGGACAUGCCUGUAUGUACAUAUUGAUAGCUUCCCUGACCCAACCCCCCAGACUGCCCAGUCCUCCCUUCCAAUUCUCUCAUGGCAAACCCUUGCCCAUCUGGAGAUAACCUCAUCAUUCAUGCCACUGCCAACCUGGUCUGCCAGGGUCAUGGGAGUAGCUCAGUAAACAUUUGGGAAGGUCUAAAAUGUUAAAGCUUGAAAAACAACUGUAAUAAUGCUAAAGAGAAUGUCACCUGUAAUCCAACCAUGCUGUAUUAUCAUUUGCUCAUCCAGAUCUUGUUCAUACCCUCAUGUGUUUAAUAUUGCAAUCACAACAUACAGAUAGCUUUGUAAUCUGCUUUUCUUCUCUUAACAUUAGACCACACAUUCAUUACUCUCUGUUUCUCCAUAGUUCUGUGAUGAUCAUUUUAGAAGAUUCUGCCAGGAUGUGUGCUCAUUAAAAGCAUUUAACUCAUGGCUGUAUUUCUGAUACCUCCUUGGCAGUUAGUAUGUUUGUUUAAUCAAUGAAAGAAAGAAUCAUGUUCCCUCAAGAUCAUGUACCACAGUUUAUUCACCAUUACUCUGUUAAUAAACAUUUCACUUAUUUCCAAUAUCCACCAAAUACAUACAUGUGUGAUUUCCUUUCUCCUCUUCAAUUACGGCCACAGGGAAAAAUUCCAUGCCACAGGGAUCACUGGGUCAAAGAGCAUGGGAACUUUUUAAUUGCUGACACGCAUAUGAAAGUAGUAUGUCACAAAACCUUUAUUAAGCAUAUAUUCUAUGCAACAUGUGAGCUCAGAUGCAGCAUUGUUGCAAAGAUGAGUGAGACCAGGCUUCUGCCCUCGGUGCUUGAGCAGUGCUUAACACUGAAGUGCAGAGCAGAGAAAUGAACGGAUAAGAAUAAUUUGCAUGCGUUGGUAAUACAAGGACAGUGACAUGUGACCUGAUUGUGUAAGGGUGAGAGGUUCUCCAGGCAGAAAGGAGGCGAUGGCGUUCUAGAGCAAGCGAAGGGCAUAUGUAAAGGGGAUGUGAGAACAUGGAGCCCCUAAGAGAAGUGUGCGACUCCU
Messenger RNA from Molossus molossus (Pallas's mastiff bat), 3566 nucleotides. It is a transcript of the gene CX3CR1, whose product is annotated as C-X3-C motif chemokine receptor 1. Gene Ontology annotation, biological process: cell adhesion; immune response; chemotaxis. The transcript has 2 exons. NCBI's taxonomy places the organism in Eukaryota, Metazoa, Chordata, Mammalia, Chiroptera, Molossidae. Gene Ontology annotation, molecular function: C-X3-C chemokine receptor activity. The coding region runs from base 165 to 1235 and encodes 356 amino acids. The record is from RefSeq and is a predicted model, not a curated record. Gene Ontology annotation, cellular component: membrane.